Molecule: messenger RNA, 1605 nt
Organism: Eruca vesicaria subsp. sativa (arugula)
Lineage: Eukaryota; Viridiplantae; Streptophyta; Magnoliopsida; Brassicales; Brassicaceae
Source: the annotation of a GenBank genome assembly
CAACGAUUUAAAAUUCACACUAAACCGGAGUACCCUCAAACCGGAAAAUACCAUAUCAAAUCAAUAAACAAUUUCUUACAAAGUUCUGUUUUGUACAUUAUUCUUACCGGAGAUUAUAUAAAUCUAUUCAAAUACUAAACUCGAUUGUGAAACUUGAUUCGAAAUUGGUUUACGUGUAUAAGUUAAACCAAACCGGAUCGCAAACCGGAUCUUAUCGCACCUUUUUUUCUUUAAGUGUCACUUGUAUAUUAUUGGUAAUAAAGUACUUACUUAUUGUCUGAUCCUUCCCUUGUUUCAACUCUUCAGAUUUGUCUAGAUUUCCACAAAAGAUGCAGUACAAGAACUUGGGGAGAUCAGGUCUGAAAGUGAGCACACUCUCUUUCGGAGCGUGGGUCACUUUCGGCAACCAGCUCGAUGUGAAAGAAGCCAAAUCGAUUCUUCAGUGUUGUCGUGAUCACGGAGUCAAUUUCUUCGACAACGCCGAGGUUUACGCUAAUGGCCGAGCUGAGGAGAUUAUGGGCCAGGCGAUUCGUGAGCUUGGUUGGCGUAGAUCCGACAUCGUUGUCUCCACCAAGAUCUUCUGGGGUGGUCCUGGUCCUAACGACAAAGGUUUGUCGAGGAAACAUAUCGUUGAAGGAACCAAAGCUUCUCUCAAAAGACUUGAUAUGGACUAUGUUGAUGUGUUAUAUUGCCACAGGCCGGAUGCUUCAACUCCUAUAGAGGAGACAGUGAGAGCUAUGAACUAUGUGAUUGAUAAAGGUUGGGCGUUUUACUGGGGGACAAGUGAAUGGUCGGCUCAACAAAUCACAGAGGCAUGGGGAGCUGCUCAGAGGUUGGAUUUGGUUGGUCCAAUCGUUGAACAGCCUGAGUACAACAUGUUCGCUAGGCACAAAGUUGAGUCAGAGUUUCUUCCUCUGUACACAAACCAUGGCAUUGGUCUAACUACUUGGAGCCCACUUGCAUCCGGUGUUCUCACUGGUAAAUACAACAAGGGAGCUAUUCCAGCAGACAGCCGAUUUGCAUUGGAGAACUACAAAAACCUUGCCAAUAGAUCACUUGUGGAUGAUGUUCUGAGGAAAGUUAGUGGUCUCAAGCCUAUUGCAGAUGAGCUAGGUGUUACCUUGGCUCAGCUUGCAAUAGCAUGGUGUGCUUCAAAUCCUAAUGUUUCAUCUGUUAUCACUGGUGCCACAAGGGAGUCACAGAUUCAAGAAAACAUGAAAGCUGUUGAUGUGAUCCCAUUGUUGACACCACAUGUUCUGGAUAAGAUCGAGCAAGUUAUACAGAGCAAACCUAAACGUCCUGAAUCAUACCGUUAAAAAACAGAUCCUGAGAUCUCUCUUUCCCUAUUGGAACGGUUUCAAAAAGAGUGUUGCAGGUAAAAAAAAAGGAGCUCAUUUGGAGCUCUGGGAUAUUAUCUUUGUGUUGUUCUCAUGCAUUUUAUGACUCGAGAGGCAGAAGAGUACGUUAUAUGUGUGUUUUGUUAGUUUUGUUGUUUGUAUCAUUUAAAACGGUCUUGUAUUGUUUGUGAAACUUAAUAUUUGGCUCUUGUAGCUGCAAUGUCAUAUGACAGAAACAAACACCAAUAUUUAAAUUACACUGUUCACC